This is a messenger RNA of Equus caballus (horse), 13618 nucleotides long. RefSeq names its product cardiomyopathy associated 5 (gene CMYA5). Gene Ontology annotation, cellular component: cytoplasm. Gene Ontology annotation, molecular function: protein binding. The record is from RefSeq and is a predicted model, not a curated record. Lineage: Eukaryota; Metazoa; Chordata; Mammalia; Perissodactyla; Equidae.
UCCGAGGGAGAACAGCAGGCGCGGCGGCGGCUCCGGCUCCGGCUCCGGCCCCGAGGCGCGAUGGCGAGCAGCGACAGCACCCACGCCGGGGAGAGCGCCUUCCGCUCCGACGCCGACGAGGAGGCCCCCCGAGCGCUGGAGACCGAGGAGGAGUCGGAGGGCGAGGAGGGCGAGGACACGGCCGCGGAGUCGGAGGAGGAGCCGGACGCCAGGUUAUCAGACCAAGAUGAAGAGGGCAAGACCAAGCAGACGUGUAUCAUAUCAGACCCUUCCUUUUCCAUGGUGACAGUUCAACGGGAAGAUAGUGGAAUAACCUGGGAGACCAAUUCAAGCAGGUCUUCCACUCCUUGGGCCUCAGAAGAAAGUCAGACUUCUGGUGUGUGUAGUCGGGAAGGGUCAACUGUGAAUUCUCCUCCAGGGAAUGUUUCCUUUAUUGUGGAUGAAGUUAAAAAAGUUCGGAGAAGAACAUCUAAGUCAAAGCAUGGCUCACCAUCAUUGCGUCGGAAAGGCAACAAAAAAAGAAAUUCUUUGGAAUCCCAAGAUGUUCCAGCAAACAAAAAAGAUAAUCCUUUAAUUUCAGAAAGCCAGAUACUAAACAGCCAGAAAGAGAAGUCAUCUACUGGCAUUUAUGAUAAAACGAGAAAAAAGAAGACCGCCUCCAGUACCCCUCCUAUUACUGGGGCGAUAUACAAAGAGCACAAGCCAUUGGUGUUGAGGCCAGUCUACAUAGGAACGGUGCAGUACAAGAUUAAGAUGUUUAAUUCAGUUAAAGAAGAAUUAAUUCCUCUACAAUUUUAUGGAACAUUGCCAAAGGGUUACGUAAUUAAAGAAAUACAUUAUAGGAAGGGAAAAGAUGCAUCCAUUACUCUAGAGCCAGAUUUGGGCAAUCGUGAUUCUAACAUAGUUUUCAAAACAGGCAAAUUAGUAGCCCAAAGCAUAGAAGAUGAUAGAGAAAAAGAGCUUUCUUCACCUUGGAGAGGUGCCCUCUCCAAAGGAUCAAAGUCCCUGACCUCUUUAUUGCGUCAGGAAGAUCAUAAGAAGAUUGACGUUGAUUCUCCCCUCAAGGCUGCAUCUGCCACCAUGCACACAGCCUCCUCUUAUACAAGUAAUGACACAGCAGAACAAGAAACAGAGCUCGGCCCUCCACAGUCAGUGCUGCAACAGCCAGGCCCUGAAGCAAUACCCCGGGAAAGGAAGGCUUCCUUUCUUCCACCUGAUGCAUCUGCCACUGCCUUCCUGGGAGCAGCGAAGGGAGAAUUUGAGCCUGAUUCACAGGAAACGGUAACUCCAACGCAUGACUCUUCAGUCUCCCCACCUUUGAUGGAUGAGGAAAAGAAGGAAGAUGCGGAUUCCGUUGACCAUUCCAUUUCACUGAAGACAGAGAGGGAUUCUCUGGAAAGAGCUUCACGAAGUCUGGCAGCAUCUAUCCAGGAAGGUUUUGGCCCAGAGAGAAAAGAGCUGGACCUGACUUCACUAGAAAGAGCAGGACCGGUUUCAGAACAACUGACCCCUCCUCAUCUCGACCUGACGUCGCUAGAAAGAGCAGAACAGGUUUCGGAAAAACUGACCCCUCCUCAUCUCGACCUGACGUCGCUAGAAAGGGCAGGACCGGUUUCGGAACAACUGAUCCCUCCUCAUCUCGACCUGACGUCGCUAGAAAGGGCAGGACUGGUUUCGGAACAACUGACCCCUCCUCAUCUCGACCUGACAUCGCUAGAAAGGGCAGGACUGGUUUCGGAACAACUGACCCCUCCUCAUCUCGACCUGACUUCGCUAGAAAGGGCAGAACCGGUUUCGGAACAACUGUCCCCUCCUCAUCUCAAUGUCAAAGGAGAGAAGGAAGAAAACGUGCCUGAGCCAUCCAUUUCUCUUUCUGAACCGCUAGUGUCAGAGAAACUGGAGAAAGCAGAAAUAGAAACUUCUCUACCAGUAGCUGCUACCCAUGAACCUGAAGAUGCUAAUGUAGUGGAAGAGGAAAUCAUAGAACUUGAUUACCCAGAAAGUCCAUCAGUUUCUGAGAAGCCCCUUUCACCAUGUUUGGCCCCUGAAGUGGAGCAGAACAAAGAGGAGACCAUUCUACCAUUAUUGACACCAACACCUGAACGUGUCGCUUUGUCUGAGGAAGAAGGAGAAGAAAAUGAAUCUGUUUCUACUGAUUCUGCUUUUGUAUCAGAGUAUUCAGUCCUACAGGAUUUGAACCAUGAACUAGAGAAGCAAGAAACUGAGCCAGUUUCUCCAUCCAAUGUAAAAGCUGCAUCUGAACCUGCAGUUUUGUCAGAAGAGGAGAAUGAGGAAUUUGAACCUUAUUCCCCAGCUUCGGCCUCUGCAUCUGAACACUCUCUCUCACUAUCCACCACUGAGAAGACUUCUGAAUGCCAGUCCCCACUGUUUUCAGCGGGUGCAUCGGAACACAUGGUCCUCUCCAGUGAAGAGGCCUCAGAAAGUGGACAUUACACACCAGAUUCCACAUCUCCUUCUGAAUAUUCAAUUCCAUCGCAGGCAGCAAAAGAGUCACUGAGGACAUCAAUUGACCACACGUCCCCAUUAAAAUCGGAAGCUGUUUCUGAUCACGUGAUUCUGUCAGAAGAAGAGAAGAAAGGCACUGGAUUGUAUUCCCCAGAUGUGGCCUCUGAUUCUGAACACUCUUUUCUAUCAUACACAACUGAGAUGACUUCUGAAUGCCAGUCACCACUGCUUUCAGCCACCCCAUCCGAGCAUGCAGUUCUAUCAGAGGGAGAAGACUUAGGAAGUGAGCAUUUGACACCAGAUGCAACGCUGACUUCCCAACAUGCAGUUCCACCAAAUGUAACACACGAAUCGCCAAAGAAAGUAAUCGAUGAUGUGUUCCCAUUAAAAUCAAAAGGUGUUUCUGAGCACAUGAUUUUCUCAGAAGGAGAGAAGGAAGACACUGGAUUGUAUUCCCCAGAUGUGGCCUCUGUAUCUGAACUCACUCUCCUGCCAUUCACAACAGAGACGACUUCUGAAUGCCAGUCACCACCACCUUCAGCUGCUACAUCGGAACACGCUGUCCUACCAGAAGAGGACCUAGGAAGUGAGCAUUUGACACCAGAUGCAACGCUGACUUCCCAACAUGCAGUUCCACCAAAUGUAACACACGAAUUGCCAAAGAAAAUAAUUGAUGAUGUAUUCCCAUUAAAAUCAAAAGGUGCUUCUGAGCACAUGAUUUUCUCAGAAGGAAAGAAGGAAAACACUGGAUUGUAUUCCCCAGAUGUGGCCUCUGUAUCUGAACUCACUCUUCCACCAUUCACAACAGAGACGACUUCCGAAUGCCAGUCACCGCUGCUUUCAGCUGCUACAUUGGAACACGCUGUCCUAUCAGAAGAGGACCUAGGAAGUGAGCAUUUGACACCAGAUUCAACACUGACUUCCCAACAUACAGUUCCACCAAAUGUAACACACGAAUCCCUGAAGAAAAUAGCUGAUGGCGUGUCCCCAUUGAAAUCAAAAGGUGUUUCUGAGCACAUGGUUCUGUCAGAAGAAGAGAGGGGAGACAUUGGAUUGUAUUCCCCAGAUGUGGCCUCUGUAUCUGAACUCACUCUCCUGCCAUUCACAACUGAGAUGACUUCUGAAUGCCAGUCACCACUGCUCUCAGCCACCCCAUCCGAACAUGCGGUUCUAUCAGAGGAAGAGACAGUAGAAUUGGAGCGGUACACACCCUCUUCCACCUCUGCUUCUGAAUUCUCAGUGCCACCAUAUGCAACACCAGAAUCACAGGAGGAGGAAAUGGUCCACAGAGCUCCUUUAAAUCUAAAAGGUGCCUCCUCACCCAUGAAUUUCUCAGAAGAAGAGCAAGAAGACAUUGGACCUUUUUCUCCAGACUCCGCAUUUGCAUCAGAAUUCUCAUUUCCACCUUAUGCAACUCAGGAAACAGAGAAAAGAGAAUUUGAGUGUGAUUCUCCAAUAUGUUUAACAUCACCAUCUGAACACACUAUUUUGUCUGAUGAAGACACUGAAGAAGCUGAACUUUUUUCUCCAGACUCAGCAUCACAAGUUUCAGUCCCACCAUAUAGACCAGAAACAAAGAAAAAUGAAAUUGAGCCUGAUUCACUGUUAACUGCAAUAUCUGCUUCAGGAUAUUCUGGCUUUUCAGAAGCAGAUGAGGAAGAAAUUGCAUCAACAGCUGCUACACCUGUACCUGAGCAUCUCAGUUCAUCAGAGAAGCAACAAUCUGAAACCUCCCCUUCGGUGUCUGUACCUGAAGACUUGAGUCUGCCACCUUCAACAAAUAAAGCAGAGGAAGCAGAAAUUAAGCCAGAUGUUCAGACAACUUCAGCAUCUGUAUCGAAAUAUAUCAUUUCAGCACAGAAGCAGAUAAGGCAAGCAUCAUUAGAAGCUGAGUCUGAAGACUUGAUUCCGUCAUAUUUAACCAAUGAAUUGGAGAAGGGAGAAAUUAAGACUAGUUUAUCAGUGGCUGCAACACCUUCUUCUUUCCCUGCACAACCAUCCAUGGCAAAGGACGAAACCAAACCUGUUUUGCCUGCAACUCAGUAUUCAGUUGCACCUGAUUCAGUUCAUGUGAUUAAGAAAGAACAAGAACCCAAAGCAUCACUCACUGCACAAGCUGCAAAUGAACAGAUGGCUUUGUUAAAAGUUAAGAGUAAGGAAGAAAUUGUGCCCGAUUCUCAAGAAGCUGCAGUGCGUGUAUCGCAGGAUCAAGAAAUGGAGCCUCAGCCUCCAAAUGUUCCAGGGUCUGGGAUGAAAUAUUCAGUUGUGCCUGACUUGGUAGAUGAGCCAAAGAAGGAUGUCAAACCCAAUUUAGCUCCAACUGUGACAUCUGAACUAGAACAGAGAAUGUUGUCAGAGAAUGAGCCUGAAGUAAUAAAACCAUAUUCACCUCUAAAGGAAACAUCUUUAUCUGCACCUGAGAUUUUAUCAGCAGUGAAAACGGAAGUGAAACAUGAUUCUGAAAUAAUUGGGACACCUAAGGGUCUGCACUCAGCUUCUCCAGGAGUGGAAAAGCAUAUUGAACAUGGACCACCUGCCCCAGAAUUUUCAGCUUUGUCAACAGAAAUAAAGAAAGAAGUUGAACCCAGUUCUUCAAUAACCACAACGUCUCUAACUAAGCAUGAUUCAAGCUUAACCAAAUUAGCAAAAGAAGAAAUCCUAACAGGUUUAUCUCUUAGCACCCCUAUAGAACAUCUAAUCUUAACAGAAGUAGGAAAGAAUGAAUUAGAAAGUGGUUUGCCACCAGUGGUAACAUCUAUAGAUGAGCAUUCACUUCUUAAAGAAGAAGAAAAGGCAGCAAUUAAAGCUGGUUCUUCUCCCACUGAAAUGGCUGCACCCAAACGUCCAGCUGGGUUGGAAGCAGAGAAGGAAAGUAAAUUUGAAUCAUCUCCAAGCAUAUCCUCUAGAUCAGAGCAUUUUAUUUUCUCAAAGGCAGAAAGUGAAGAAGUUAAACCCGGGUUGCCAAUAACCAAAACAUUGUCUUCUCAACAUUCAGAUAUAUCUAAGGAAGCAAGGGUGGAACACGAACAAGGUCUUUCAUUUCCUACAGCCCUCGACUCUGAACAUUUGGUUUUAUCACAGAAGAAGAAUUCUGUGUCUGCCUCAGAGGUGUCAGAGCCUGAACAUGGGCUUUUGCUCAACCUAGGUGGUGAGAUAAAGAAAAAAGAAACUGAACUUCUUUCCUCACAAAACAUGUCACCCAUACCCAAACAUAUAGUUCCACGAGGCAAAAAUGAGGAAAUGGCAAGUUCUUCUCCCGAGUCAGAAAAUUUAUUGUCAGACGAUUUAGCUCCGAUGUUACCACCCCUCAGUGAUGACAGGAACAAACAGGCAAUGGAGAUGUCUCCUGCAGCACAGGGGGGUUUCCUGUCAGAAAAACAAGAUCGUGCUCUGGCAGAGCUCUCUUUGGAACCUGAAAAGAAAGACAAACCACACCAAGUAUCAGAAUUACCAACUGCUGAGGCAGAAUUCACUAGUGGUGUAGGGAGGCAAAGUGGAUCCAUAGAUACAAAACAAAUAAAAUCUCCCAUAACUGAAACAGGGGACUCUGUCUUAGAAAAGGGCUUAGCUGAACUUAGGAGCAGAGAAGAAGGAAAAGAAGAAAACAGGGAACUUCAUGCGUCAACUACAGUGCCUGAAAUUUCAGAGGUUUCAUCGUACCUUAGGGAGGAACCUCAGAGUCAAGAAAUUAAGCCUUUCUCCGCUAAGGUAGUCAGCUUAGGGUCAAAAGAAGCAUUUACCUCUCUAGUUGAAGGAGACAACCCAGAAGAACGUCAGCCACAUACUUUUUCUUUAGAAGAAUUAUCAGAGGAGUUGAACCAUUCAGCUGACUUUAAAAAAGGGGAAAAACAAAAAAUAAGCCUGUUACUGCCAACAGGAAAUUUGAAGGCGCAAAUGGCGGGAGAUAUUGUAACUAAACUAAAUGAAGAAACAAACCAACCACAUUCAAUUCAUGUACCCCAGAGUAUAACAGAACCAUCAAAGAUCGCUUCUACUGACCUCCUUGUGGAAGAAGAGAAGCCUGAAAAAGCACUUCAUUCAGAUCAAACUGUGAAAUUACCUGAUGUAAGCAGGUCUUUUGCAGAUAAACAAGAUCUUGGUAUUAAACAAUUUUUGUUUAUGGAACAGAAUUUAACUCUGGAAGAAUCAAAAUCAUUUAUGACAACUGAGCCUGCAGAUGUGGAAGAAACACAAAUGAAAGAGGCCCUCAUUUCUUCAAAGGAUGAAAACUGGAUGCUAGAAAAGCCAGAAAGCGCUUUGGCAAGUCAUGAUGACGAAAGAGCAGUGGGAUCUGUGCAGCUGGGUUCCUCUGGCAGCAGUGAUCUGAUGACAGGACAGCCCAAGGCUGCUCUGUUGGAUAAAGACCAGGCAUGUGAAGUCAAAAAACAGGUUCUGGCAGAUUCUGCUGAGGAAUCUCAUUUAUCAUUACAAGAACCAGUAUCUACUCUUGAUACCUCCAGUGGUAACGUAGAGACCCUAUCAACUAAAACGUAUCCUUCUGAAGAAAUAAAGCUGGCCCCCGAACCAAAAUCUUUGGUUCUGGCUGGAAAUGUAGAGAGAAAAGAGGCAGAGGUGAGGCACAUCCUUUCUUUCGUGGGGAGUGAAAGGUUGGUAUCAGAGAAGGCAAACACAGAAUUUUCUAGGCCUUGCAAAGAAGAGAGCCAGGAAGAAAUCAAACUACCUUCUGAAAUAAUCCUCCAGGAACCAGGGUCUGGAUCAUCAGUGGAACAUGUCAAAUCAGAAACUAUUCUCUCUCCUGCCAAAGAAGCCCAUUUCCUGGCAGAAGAUGCAGAACACGCAGCUGCACUGGGCAAGGAAAAAGCAGCACACAGGAGCAUAUCUCCUUUACCUGGAGAGAAGCCACUAGAAGAAUCAAAAAUGGGUCAGUCAAAGGUUGUAGAUGAUGAUAGUAAGAGAGGGAAACCAGCAUCUGAAGUGAAAACACCCACACAAAUAAAACCCCUCUCCUCAAUCCAAGAAAAUGAAGAACAUCAACCCCCAGAGUCACCUGAGGUGUCACCAAAGCCACCUAAGCAGCCCAAGGACACUGAGCCAGCCCUUGCUGAGGAAAAGGGAAAGAAAAGAAUUUCGUCUUUCACGUCAUGGAUGUCCCGCUGGUUUUUUGGAUCAAGCACUUCAGAUAACCAAGUUACUGAAAAAGAAGAUUUAGAAACUCAGCCAAGUCCAUCUGUAGAGGAAUCAGGGGCAGUGACAGAGCCUAAAGGUGUAGCUUCAGCUGACUUGAAUGCAACGGAGAAACCAGCUGAUCGUCUCUUACCAGAGGCAAAACUGGAAACUGCUGAAAAAUCCAGAGAUGCUUUAGUUAAAUCUGGUGAAGGUCAAGACUUUAAAGAGAAACCCACAUUUUUAUCAAAUGUAGAAGUUUUACAACAGCCAAAAUCCACCUUUGAGGUGUCUAAUGAAGAUUAUGGGAAGAAAGAAAUCCUAGACUAUUCAGAGGAGGGGGACCUGAACUCAGGAGUUACUUCCGCUGGUAGUAAGGAGCAUCUUGGAAUUCAGUCUUAUUCUCCCAUGGGUGAGAAAUCCAUUAUGGAAGAAGCCAAAAGUGCUGUUCCUCUUCAUGUCACUGAUAGUAAAAGAGCCCAGAAGCCAGAAAUCUCUCCUCCAUCUAAAUGGAAUAUUUCUAUAUUUAAGGAAGAGCCAAGAAGUGAUCGAAAAGAAAAAUUGCUUUCUUCAUUUGAUGCAGCGGAUAAGGUGCCACAACAGCCAAAACCAGCUUCAUCUAGUUUUGCAAGUGAAAAUAUCACAAAGGAAUCAGAGAAGCCAGAGUCAAUAAUUUUGCCGGUAGAAGAAUCUAAAGGUAGUUUAAUUGAUCUUGAUGAAAACAGACUAAAGAAAGAAAUGCAAAAACCUACUACCUUGAAAAUUUCUGAAGAGGAAAUAAAAUUCAGGUCUGUUAGCCCAACUGAAGAGAAAGAAAACUUGGAAACCAGAUCAUAUUCCUUGGCAGAAAAGAAGGUGCUGGCAGAAAAGCAAGAAACUGUGGGGACCCCAUUAGAGCUUAGAGAUAAUAAUGAAAUAGGGAAGCCACAAAUUACACAAGAAUCUAGCCCUAUUAAAUUGGAAGAAUGGAAAGCUGCUGCUGUGCUGCAGGAAGUCCAUCAAAAUGAAGACCACAAAAAAAGACACCAAAUUAUUGAGGAGGAGAAAGGAGAAGAAGACGAGAAGCAGUCACAUGUAUUUUCUGAAGGAAAGAAGCAGCAGGAAAUUCAGCCGUAUUCUGUGAGUGUAGUUAGGUCUCUGCCUGAAGAAUCAGAUAUCUCUUUAAGUCAUUCUUUGGGUGAAACUCAACCAUUUUCAUUAAUUAAAACUACGUCAAUUACUGAAAAAUCGGAAACCAGGAUCUCAGAGGCUCACCCAGAAAUCAGGGAAACAAAGGCAGCAGAAAGCCCACCACAUCCAUUAGAAGAAAGUGAAGUUUUGGUGGAGAAAAGCAAGACUUUCCUUCCAGUGGAUCUUCCAUAUCGUGGUGAAAGAGACGGCCAUUCUUUACCUAAGGAAGGAAAUCUGGUAUUGGAAAAGUCGAGCAGGGAUAGGGUGAGUCACAGUGAAGAAAAGGGACAAGUCACAGUGUCAGAGCUGUCAAAAGCCGGUUCAAUAGACAUCACAAAAGAAAGUAUGAAACAAGGAUCUCCAUCUAAAGAAUCUGAAAGGAUUUUAGAUCGUCCUUUUGAUGAAACAAAGAGCUUAGAAACACCACCAUAUUUGUCAUCAUCUGGGAGACCACAAACACUUGUUUCAGGAGCUUCUCCAGAAAUCAGUACAGUGAAGAAACAGGAAAUGCCAUGGUCAGAAUUGACUCCAGAUAGGCCUACAGUCCAUACUAUUCAAACAUCUAAAGAUCAAACAUCUGAAAUUUCUAAACAAUCUGUUCUUAUUUCAAAGCACUGCUUGGAAGCUGUGGAAGAUGCUCAUGUAAAGGAACCACGCUCUUCAGCAAGCAGCAACUAUGCUCAAUUUAUAACUAGUGCAUCAGCAAUCAGUGCCGAUAAAGUGGUUUCUGCUAGGGAAAUAUCCAAGAAGCCCGAAGACACGUAUGUAAAAGAUGAAGAAUUUACAGUGACCAGUAAGCCAGCUGGACUUUCAGAAGAUCAAAAGAGCGCCUUCAGUAUCAUUUCUGAAGGCUGUGAAAUAUUGAAUAUUCAUGCUCCUGCAUUUAUUUCUUCAGUUGAUCAGGAGGAAAGUGAACAAAUGCAAGAUAAGUUAGAAUAUUUGGAAGAGAAGGCCUCAUUUAAAACUAUAUCCCUUCCUGAUGAUAGUGAGGUGGUUGCUUCCCCUAAAACAUUACAGAGUAAAUUAGAAGAUUCUGAUGAAAAAGUUACAUCAUUGAAAGAAAGUAAACAAAAGGAAACUCAUAACACAAAAGAGGAGAUAUCCACAGAUUCAGAAACUGAUGAUUUAGGCUUUAAUCAGCCCACAACUCCCAGUGAAGAGGAUUAUUUUGAAAAAUAUACUUUGAUUGAUUAUAACAUCUCCCCAGACCCAGAAAAACAGAAAGCUCCGUGGAAAUUAACUGUUGAAGCAGAACUCUCAAAGGAAGUUACAGAAGAAACUGUCUCUUUCCCAGAAAGUUCAGAGGAAAGUGCCCUAGAACAUGAAUACGACUUGGUGAAAUUAGACGAAAGUUUUUAUGGAAUGGAAAAGGACUACAGCAAAUUGUCUCACCCAGAGACCCAAAAGUCUUUGGAUAUCCAAAAAUCAGCUGACAGAGAUGCUCCAAAGAGCAUCAAUAGAGAUGCAGACUUGAAGUCACCCGGGAUGCCUUUAUUUGAUGCAGAGGAAGAAGUUUUGUCACGAACCCAGCUAUUUCCUACCACUGCUAAAGCCAUUAAUCCUGAACUUCUGGAGGAGCCACCUGCACUUGCAUUUUUAUACAAGGAUCUGUAUGAAGAAGCAGUUGGAGAGAAAAAGAAGGAAGGAGAGACAGCUUCUGAAGGUGACAGCGUGAAUUCUGAGGCAUCGUUUCCAAGCAGAAGUUCUGACACUGAUGAUGGAACAGGAAUAUAUUUUGAGAAGUAUAUACUCAAAGAUGACAUUCUCCAUGACACAUCUGUAACUCAAAAGGACCAAGGCCAAGGUCUGGAAGAAAAACCAGUUGGUGAGGAUGAUUCAUACCAACCAAUAGCUGCAGAAGGGGAAAUUUGGGGGAGGUUUGGAACUAUUUUGGAGGAGACGAGUCUGGAAAAGGAACAGAAAGCAGCUUACAGGGAAGGAGAAUCAGAAGGCCCUGUGGAGACCCUUGACAAGGUAGCUGUGCAGAAGAAAGCUCCCGUCACUGAGGAAGUCAGAGUGGUUACCCAGAAGAUAAGCUAUGCAGUUCCAUUUGAAGACACCCAUCAUGUCCUGGAGAGAGUAGAGGAAAUGAGCGGUCAGAGUAAUGAAGCAGCAGAUGCAAGUCCAGAGGUCAAUCUGAAUGUCCCAGUACAAGUGUCCUUCCCAGAGGAAGAAUUUAUAUCUGGUGCAACUUAUGUUCAAGAAACACUGCAAGAAGAACCUAAAAUAAUGGUUCCACCUGAGCCAAGUGAAGAUAGGCUUCGCAAUAGCCCUGUUCAGGAUGAGUAUGACUUUGCUGCAUCCCUGAAUUAUGAAGUGGUUACUCAAGACACUUUAUCAGAAGAACUGUAUUCAGAAUCCACACCUGAAGAUGUGUUCUCUCAAGGAAAGGAAUCCUUUGAACACAUCAGUGAAAAUGAAUUUGUGGGUGAGGUGGAACAAAGUAUGUCUGCUGAAGAGGAAGAGCUGGGCAGAGAGAAGACAGAACAAGACCAAUUAUCAUCAGAGUUAGAAACUGAGAAGGAACAAAAGGAAUUGAAAAAGCCCCAGAUUGACACAUAUUGCUAUACUUGCAAAAGUCCAAUUUCUGCUGUUGACAAGAUACUUGGCAUCCAUGACGACCAUGAGGUUUCAUCCCUUGAUACAGCUAUAAGUGCUGUAAAGGUUCAAUUGGCAGAAUUUCUAGAAAACUUACAGGAAAAGUCCUUGAGGAUUGAAGCCUUCGUUAGUGAGAUAGAAUCCUUUUUUAACACCAUUGAAGAAAAUUGUAGUAAAAAGGAGAAAAGGCUAGAAGAGCAGAAUGAGGAAAUGAUGAAGAAGGUUUUAGCACAGUAUGAUGAGAAAGCCCAGAGCUUUGAGGAAGUGAAGAAAAAGAAGAUGGAGUUCCUGCAUGACCAGAUGGUCCACUUUCUGCAGAGCAUGGACACUGCCAAGGACACCCUGGAGACCAUCGUGAGAGAAGCAGAGGAGCUUGACGAGACCGUUUUCCUGGCUUCGUUUGAGGAAAUCAAUGAAAGGUUGCUUUCUGCAAUGGAGAGCACCGCUUCUUUAGAGAAAAUGCCUGCUGCGUUCUCACUUUUUGAACAUUAUGAUGACAGCUCGGCAAGAAGUGACCAGAUGUUAAAACAAGUGGCCGUUCCACAGCCUCCAAGACUAGAACCUCAGGAACCAAAUUCUGCCACUAGCACGACGAUUGCAGUUUAUUGGAGCAUGAAUAAGGAAGACGUUGUUGACUCCUUCCAGGUUUACUGCAUGGAGGAGCCACAGGAUGACCAAGAAGUAAACGAGUUGGUCGAAGAAUACAGAGUGACAGUGAAAGAAAGCUACUGUGUUUUUGAAGAUCUGGAACCCGACCGGUGCUACCAAGUGUGGGUAAUGGCUGUGAACUUUACCGGAUGUAGCCUGCCCAGUGAAAGGGCAAUUUUUAGAACAGCACCCUCCACCCCUGUGAUCUGUGCUGAGGACUGUACCGUGUGUUGGAACACGGCCACCAUCCGAUGGCGGCCUGCCAACCCGGAGGCCACAGAGACCUACACUCUGGAGUACUGCAGACAGCAUUCCCCAGAGGGCGAGGGCCUCAGAUCUUUCUCUGGAAUCAAAGGACUUCAGCUGAAAGUUAACCUUCAGCCCAGUGAUAAUUACUUUUUCUACGUGAGAGCCAUCAAUGCAUUUGGGACAAGUGAACAGAGUGAAGCUGCCCUCAUUUCCACCAGAGGAACCAGAUUCCUCUUGUUGAGAGAAACGGCCCAUCCUGCUCUGCAGAUUUCCUCAGACGGGACAGUGAUCAGCUUCGCUGAGCGGAGACGGCUGACAGAAAUCCCAUCAGUGCUGGGCGAGGAGCUGCCUGCCUGUGGCCAGCAUUACUGGGAAACCACAGUCACAGACUGUCCAGCUUAUCGACUUGGCAUCUGCUCCAGCUCGGCUGUGCAAGCUGGUGCCCUGGGACAAGGGGAGACCACGUGGUACAUGCACUGCUCUGAACCACAGAGAUACACAUUUUUCUACAGUGGCAUCGUGAGCGACGUUCAUGUGACUGAGCGUCCUGCCAGAGUGGGCAUUCUGCUGGACUACACCAACCAGAGGCUUCUAUUCAUCAAUGCGGAAAGUGAACAGUUGCUCUUCAUCAUCAGGCACAGGUUUAACGAGGGCGUCCACCCUGCCUUCGCCCUGGAGAAACCUGGAAAAUGUACCCUGCACCUGGGGAUCGAGCCCCCGGAUUCUGCAAGGCACAAGUGAUCACUGGCUUUCACAGUUUGAAGAGCAAUAAUUCACAUCUGGGGGGGUCUCUUGUUCUUUCCCUCGGGUGCUAUAUAGCAUUCAAAACGUCUCCCACACAUUCACGCUAAUGAUAGUUACGUGCACUGUGAUUAGCACGUGAGCAAAAGCACCAAGAAAAUCUUGACUUUGUAGAGCAGCAUGUGAGUAGAGAGGAUGGAAAACAACCUCCACCCUUGGGUUUAUAUACAUUUCAGUUCUUCCCUAAAUUAAAAGGAUUUAUACCUGACUUGGGAACCGAAAUAGAGAAAUGGACUUCCACCUGUUUUAUUGGUAAAAGAAAUCCUUGGAUGGACAGGUCUGAGUGAGGGGAAGGUUGUACCGUUAAUAUCUCCUCUGACAAGAAACACAGACUUUUUCCACAAGAAGAAUGUCACCUCACUCCACUAAAGGAUGAUAAAUCCUAAUCAUUAGAGACAGUGUCGAUAAUGAACUAACCAUUCUAAGUUGAUAAUGAACUCUUUUGUAAAAAUCUAUACUGUAGAACACGAGUCUCUUUCCCCUGAAAUUUUAAAUGUAGAAAAGUGCUAGAUAUUAGGAAUAUCCAUUUUGUUAAAUAAAUGGUUAGAGUCUAUAAAACAAA